AUGCCUCGCUGCCGUGGGUGUCGUAAGGCCAUAGUUGCCACAAGGCCCUGGGAACCACAAGGCCCUGGGUGCCACAAGGCCCUGGGUGCCACAAGGCCCUGGGUGCCACAAGAACCCAGGUGCCAUAAGGCCUGGGUGCCACAAGACUUUGAGUGCCUGCUAGAGCCAGAGGUGGUAGAGGAAGGCUGUAGUGGUGGACCUUCUUCCCGCGACACCACAACUGGCAACCCUCGAGGAGAUGCCACCUUUGUGACACCCCCCCCCGAGCCCAGUCCAGCCCCCCAGGCCAGUCCAGCCCCCGAGCCCAGUCCAGCCCCUCCCAGCCCAGUCCAGCCCCAGGCCCAGUCAGUCAGCCCCAGGCAGUCCAGCCCCAGGCAGUCCAGUCCCCAGGCCCAGUCAGUCCCCCAGCCCAGUCAGCCCCCCAGCCCAGUCAGCCCCCAGGCCCAGUCCAGCCCCCAGGCAGUCCAGCCCCCAGGCCCAGUCCAGCUGAGCCCAGCCCCCAGCCCAGCCCAGCCCCCGAGCCAGUCCAGCCCCCGAGCCCAGUCAGCCCCCAGAGCCCAGUCCAGCCCCCCAGGCAGUCCAGCCCCCAGACCAGUCCAGCCCCCGAGCACAGUCCAGCCCCCGAGCCCAGUCCAGCCCCCGAGCCCAGUCCAGUCCAGCCCCCCAGGCCCAGUCCCCCCAGGCAGUCCAGCCCCCAGGCAGUCAGCCCCCCGAGCCAGUCCAGCCCCCAGCCAGUCCCCCCCAGGCAGUCCAGCCCCCAGCCAGUCCAGCCCCCCCGAGCCCAGUCAACCCCCGAGCCCAGUCAGCCCCCCUCCCUAG
This is a messenger RNA of Homarus americanus (American lobster), 819 nucleotides long. RefSeq names its product vegetative cell wall protein gp1-like. The transcript has 2 exons. The record is from RefSeq and is a predicted model, not a curated record. Bases 1 to 819 code for a protein of 272 amino acids. NCBI's taxonomy places the organism in Eukaryota, Metazoa, Arthropoda, Malacostraca, Decapoda, Nephropidae.